Mustela erminea (ermine) is the source of this 6423-nucleotide messenger RNA. RefSeq names its product CDC42 binding protein kinase gamma (gene CDC42BPG). Gene Ontology annotation, cellular component: cytoplasm; cytoskeleton. Bases 489 to 5150 code for a protein of 1553 amino acids. Gene Ontology annotation, molecular function: protein serine/threonine kinase activity; ATP binding. The record is from RefSeq and is a predicted model, not a curated record. Gene Ontology annotation, biological process: actomyosin structure organization; peptidyl-threonine phosphorylation. Lineage: Eukaryota; Metazoa; Chordata; Mammalia; Carnivora; Mustelidae. The transcript is spliced from 37 exons.
UCGCUGUCCCAAGGAAGCGAGGGAAGCCGAACUGCCCCGGGCAUCCCCUAUCUAGGUUGGGGGCCGGCGAAGGGCCCGGUAGGGCUGGGCCUGGGGCCGCACAGAGAUGUAGGCAGCCUUCCCGGCCCGUACAGAAAGAACCCCCUGUCCAGCCCAGCCAGGAGUUUACUCUUCGGGGCCCGCCCCCCCACUUCCUGGCCGAGGGUUGGCCCCGCCCCCGGGCGCCUCCGCCCUCCCACCUUCACCUUCAGUCGCGUGUCCCAUUGGCCGGAGCUCACCUGCUUGUCCGUCGAGGGGCGGGGCAGAGGGCGUGGCGCGGCGCCCAGGUGUGGGCGCGCAGGCGGCAGCGGAGGAAGGUGACAGCGGGGAGGGCGGGAGGGGUGGGGGGAGGACUCGCGGACGACCCGCGGACCGACAGACGGACGGGCCGACGGGCCGGCAUGCGAGCGGCCCGGCUCUAGCCCGGGCGCGGGGCUCCGGCCGCAGCCAUGGAGCGGCGGCUGCGCGCGCUGGAGCGGCUGGCGCGGGGCGAGGCCGGCGGUGGCCCCGGGCUCGACGGCCUCCUGGAUCUGCUGCUGGGGCUGCACCACGAGCUCAGCAGCGCCCCCCUCCGGCGGGAGCGCAACGUAGCGCAGUUCCUGAGCUGGGCCAGCCCCUUCGUAGCGAAGGUAAAAGAGCUGAGGCUGCAGAGAGAUGACUUCGAGAUCUUGAAGGUGAUCGGCCGAGGGGCCUUCGGGGAGGUCGCCGUGGUGAGGCAGAGGGACAGCGGGCAGAUUUUUGCCAUGAAAAUGCUGCACAAGUGGGAGAUGCUGAAGAGGGCUGAGACUGCCUGUUUCCGGGAGGAGCGGGACGUUCUGGUGAAGGGGGACAGCCGCUGGGUGACCGCUCUGCAUUACGCCUUCCAAGAUGACGAGUACCUGUACCUGGUGAUGGACUACUAUGCUGGGGGGGACCUCCUCACUCUGUUGAGCCGCUUUGAAGACCGCCUCCCACCCGAGCUGGCCCAGUUCUACCUGGCUGAGAUGGUGCUGGCCAUCCACUCUUUGCACCAGCUGGGCUACGUCCACAGGGAUGUCAAGCCGGACAAUGUCCUGCUGGACAUGAACGGUCACAUCCGCUUGGCUGACUUCGGCUCGUGUCUCCGGCUCAACAACAGCGGCAUGGUGGAUUCAUCAGUGGCGGUGGGGACACCGGACUACAUCUCCCCUGAGAUCCUGCAGGCCAUGGAGGAGGGCAAGGGCCACUACGGCCCACAGUGUGACUGGUGGUCUCUGGGCGUCUGUGCCUACGAGCUGCUCUUCGGGGAGACGCCCUUCUAUGCUGAAUCCCUCGUGGAAACCUACGGCAAGAUCAUGAACCACGAGGAUCACCUGCAGUUUCCCUCGGACAUGCCCGACGUGCCCGCCGCUGCCCGGGACCUGAUCCGCCAGCUGCUGUGCCGCCAAGAGGACCGGCUGGGCCGUGGGGGGCUGGAUGACUUCCGGAACCACCCCUUCUUUGAGGGCGUGGACUGGGAGCGCCUGGCAACCAGCACGGCCCCCUACAUCCCUGAGCUUCGUGGGCCCGUGGACACCUCCAACUUCGACGUGGAUGACGACACGCUCAACCAUCCGGGAACCCUCCCACCACCCUCCCAUGGGGCCUUCUCUGGCCACCACCUGCCAUUCGUGGGCUUCACCUACACCUCGGGAAGUCCGGACCCUGAGAGCAGUUCCGAGCAGUGGGCUGGCCUCGAGCGGCAGCUCCGUUGUCUGGAGCAGGAGAAGACGGAGCUGAGCCGGAAGCUCCAAGAGGCCCUGCAGUUCUCCUCAGACCAUCGGGAGCUGGAGAGGCUACGGAAGGAAGUGCAGACUCUACAGGGCAGGCUGUCAGAGACGCCGAGGGACAGCAAGGCCCAGACAGACGGUGGGAGCCUGGGCCAGGACGGCGAGCUACGGCAGGAGCGAGACGGGCUCGUCCAGGAGCUGGCCGAGGCUCAGGCGGGGCUGCGGGAGCAGGCUCAGGAGCUACGCAGAGCCCAGGAGCGGCAGGAGGAGCUGCUCCAGAGGCUGCGGGAGGCCCAGGAGAGAGAAGCGGCCACAGCCAGCCAGACCCAGACCCUGAGCUCCCAGCUGGAGGAAGCCCAGGAGAGCAGCAGGAAGUUACAGGCCCAGGUGGCUACCCUCUGCCGGGAGGUGACACAGCUCCAGAGACAGAGGGAACGAAGUCUUGAGAAGGACUCUUUCCGGGUCAAGACCAUCCACACUGCCUCUGAGACCAAUGGCACGGGGCUGCCGGAGGCCGGGCCUCAGGAAGCGCAGCUGAGGAAGGAGGUGGCGGCCCUGCGCGCGCAGCUAGAGCAGGCCCGUGGCCACGCGCUGAGUGGGAAGGAGGAGGCUCUGUGCCGGCUACAGGAAGAGAACCGGAGGCUGAGCCUCGAGCAGGAGCGGCUGGUGGAAGAGCUUGAACGGGAGCAGCAGAGCAAGCAGCAGCUGGAGGGUGAACGGCGGGAGACGGAGAGCAACUGGGAGGCCCAGAUCGCUGACAUCCUUAGCUGGGUGAACGACGAGAAGGUCUCAAGGGGCUACCUGCAGGCCCUGGCCACCAAGAUGGCCGAGGAGCUGGAGUCCUUGCGGAACGUGGGCACCCAGACGCUCCCUUCCCGGCCGCUGGACCACCAGUGGAAGGCACGGCGGCUGCAGAAGAUGGAGGCCUCGGCCAGGCUGGAGCUGCAGUCGGCGCUGGAGGCCGAGAUCCGGGCCAAGCAGAGCCUGCAGGAGCGGCUGACGCAGAUGCAGGAGGCCCAGCUGCAGGCCGAGAGCCGCCUGCAGGAGGCCCAGAAGCAGAACCAGGGCCUGCAGCAGGAGCUGGCUGCACUGCGAGAGGAGCUGGCGGCCCGCGGCUCAGGAGACACGAAGCCCUCAAACUCCCUGAUUCCCUUCCUGUCCCUCCGGAGCUCAGAGAAGGAGUCCACCAAGGAUGCUGGUCUCUCGGGAGAGGUCCCGAGGCCCGGUGUGGAGCCAGAGCUGAGGCCAGAGGGCCGCCGCAGCCUGCGCCUGGGGGCCGUGUUCCCCAAAGCUCCUGCUGCUCCCACCGCCCCUGCUGAAGGUCCUCCAGCAAAGCCUGGUUCGCAUGCGCUGCGACCCCGGACCUUUCCGUCCCCUACCAAGUGUCUCCGCUGCACCUCGCUGAUGCUGGGCCUGGGCCGCCAGGGCCUGGGCUGUGAUGCCUGUGGCUACUUCUGUCACUCAGCAUGUGCCCCCCAAGCCCCGCCCUGCCCCGUGCCCCCUGACCUCCUCCGCACGGCCCUGGGAGUGCACCCCGAAACGGGCACGGGCACAGCCUACGAGGGCUUCCUGUCGGUGCCGCGGCCCUCGGGCGUCCGGCGCGGCUGGCAGCGCGUGUUUGCUGCCCUCAGUGACUCCCGCCUGCUCCUGUUUGACGCCCCUGACCCACGGCUCAGCCCGGCCAGCGGGGCCCUCAUGCAGGCCCUGGAUCUGAGCUCCAUGGACCUCCCCAGGGACCCCCAGUUCUCAGCCACCCCGGUCCUGGCCUCUGAUGUCAUCCACGCCCAGUCCAGGGACCUGCCAUGCAUUUUUAGGGUGACGGCCUCCCAGCUGACCGUGCCGCCCGCCGUGUGCACCGUGCUGCUGCUGGCCGAGAGCGAGGCCGAGAGGGAGCGCUGGCUGCAGGUGCUGGGCGAACUGCAGCGCUUGCUGCUGGACACACGGCCAAGGCCAAGGCCUGUGUACACGCUGAAGGAAGCUUAUGACAACGGGCUGCCACUGCUGCCCCACGCACUCUGCGCCGCCAUCAUCGACCAGGACCGGCUCGCUCUGGGCACUGAGGAGGGCCUCUUUGUAAUCCACCUGCACAGCAACGACAUCUUCCAGGUGGGCGAGUGCCGGCGGGUGCAGCGGCUGGCUGUGAGCCCCGCGGCGGGCCUUCUGGUCGUGCUGUGCGGCCGCGGCCCCAGCGUGCGCCUCUUCGCCCUGGCCAAGCUGGAGAGCACAGAGGUGGUGGGUGCCAAGAUCCCUGAGUCUCGAGGCUGCCAGGCGCUGGCAGCCGGGCGCAUCCUGCAGGCCCGCACCCCUGUGCUCUGUGUAGCUGUCAAGCGCCAAGUGCUCUGCUACCAGCUGGGCCCGGGCCCAGGGCCCUGGCAGCGGCGCAUCCGGGAGCUGCAGGCACCAGCACCUGUGCAGAGCCUGGGGCUGCUGGGCGACCGGCUGUGCGUGGGAGCCGCUGGUGCCUUUGCCCUCUACCCGCUGCUCAACGAGGCUGCGCCCUUAGCGCUAGGGGCCGGUCUGGUGCCAGAGGAGCUGCCACCGUCCCGCGGGGGCCUGGGUGAGGCGCUGGGCGCCGUGGAGCUCAGCCUCAGUGAGUUCCUGCUGCUCUUCACCACCGCGGGGGUCUAUGUGGACAGCGCCGGCCGCAAGUCUCGCAUCCACGAGCUGCUGUGGCCAGCAGUGCCCACGGGCUGGGGCUAUGCAGCCCCCUACCUGACAGUGUUCAGCGAGAACUCCAUCGACGUGUUUGAUGUAAGGAAAGCAGAAUGGGUCCAGACGGUGCCACUCAAGAAGGUGCGACCCCUAAACCCGGAGGGCUCCCUGUUCCUCUUUGGCACGGAGAAGGUCCGCCUGACCUACCUCAGGAACCGGCUGGCAGAGAAGGACGAGUUCGACAUCCCCGACCUCACUGACAACAGCCGACGCCAGCUGUUCCGCACCAAGAGCAAGCGCCACUUUUUCUUUCGCGUGUCGGAAGAGCAGCGGCAGCAGCGGCGCAGGGAGAUGCUGAAGGACCCCUUUGUGCGCUCCAAGCUCAUCUCGCCGCCCACCAACUUCAACCACCUGGUGCACGUGGGCCCCACGGACGGGAAGCCCAGCGCCAGGGACCUGCCCCGGGCUCCAGAAGGGAAGGGCCGAGGCACGCGCAGCUCCGGCCCGCAGCGUCCCCACAGCUUCUCGGAGGCUUCGCGGCGCCCAGCCUCCGUGGGCAGUGACGGGCUUUCUGGAGACGCGGACGCCAUGAAGAGGAAGCCUUGGACAUCUCUGUCCAGCGAGUCCGUGUCCUGCCCCCAGGGAUCUCUGAGCCCCGCAGACUCCCUGAUACAGGUGUCAGAACGGCCCCGGAGCCUUCCCCCAGCCCCUGAAUCAGAGGGCUCCCCUUGACACCCUCUGCAGGGCCCACCCCGAUCCCAGGACCAAGAGACAGAAACGAGCAAAGAGCUUGAGGAAUGCCAUGCUCCGGCUGGCCCGGGAUGUGUGCAAAUUCGGACUCAGGGAGGGCCUGGGUCAGAGAGCGACUUGGAAGCUGGUCUGGGUACCCAGGACCCGGGGGGCCUGACUCCCAGCCCUUAUCCUGCCUUUCCCCUCUGCUCCCAGCCCCUGUCUGUGCUAGCUAUGGGAAUAGAAUGGCCCCCUUUCUGCCCUGGGGGCCCAUCUGCCCUGGAGUCCUGGGGCAAUUGUGCCAAAGCUCUCCUUUUCCGUGCCAAGCCUUAGAAAGCCUGCAAGCAAGAGUCAGGAUGAGGGGUAGAGAAGGACUGGGCCUUGGGAGCAAUGGGGGGGUCUUGACUGCGGACUGUCUAGACGGUAGGUGAGGCCACGUUGGGGUGUAUCGCAGUAUCUGCUCAGGGUCAAUGUAGGAAAGACAGAGUCUGAUCCAAAGGAAAGGAGAAUGGGGCGCCUGGCUGGCUCAGUCAGUAGAGCAUACGACUCUUGAUCUCAGGGUUGUGAGUUCAAGCCCCAUGUUGGGUGUAGAGAUUACUUAAAAAUUAAAAUAUAUUUUUUUUUCAAAGGGAAGGAGAAUAGGAACAGAGAAUGUAGAUGAGGGAGGAUGUAGGUGAAGGAAGUAGGAGAAGGUCGGGACGGAAAGGAAGUGAGGGCGGUGGUGUUAGUGACUGGCAGGAGGGGGUGGGGGCACCCAGAGGGGAGGGUUAGAGGAGGAGCAGUAGAGCCGAGGGGGGCCCGGAGGAGAACACUACUAAUAGGGGCCUUUCUCUGGGGAGGAGCUUGGCGGGGUUGGAGACAGAGAGGGGCCCUGUGAACCAACUGACCUUGUAUCUAAUCCGCCCAGGGGGAGAUCACUCCUAGACAGGGACAGGAUGGGGAGGGUAUUUAUAAAGGCUACUUGGUGGGAGAUGGCACCUGAUGGGGGCCGCUGGAGGGUCUCCAGGCACACUCUGGCCCCUCCCAGAAAGGGGGAGGUGGUCCUUUCUCUCAAAGCUUCAACCACCUGUGUAUUAGGGGAUCAUAGGAGGCAUUUUAUUAUUGAUCAUAGUCAUUAUUAUUGUUAUUAUAUUACUAUUUUUAUUAAACUUCCCUCUACUGACAAGUUGGGGGCAAAAUAAGUAUUUAUCUCUUCAAACGCCAUAUUCCCAGGAGGGACUGACCUUGAUGCUCUGUGAGUCAGUUGGAAACCAAUAAAGAUGACUUUUUAAGCUGC